Messenger RNA from Lytechinus pictus (painted urchin), 6919 nucleotides. Its product is annotated as alpha-N-acetyl-neuraminyl-2,3-beta-galactosyl-1,3-N-acetyl-galactosaminide alpha-2,6-sialyltransferase-like. The record is from RefSeq and is a predicted model, not a curated record. Bases 68 to 1540 code for a protein of 490 amino acids. Lineage: Eukaryota; Metazoa; Echinodermata; Echinoidea; Temnopleuroida; Toxopneustidae. The transcript has 5 exons. Gene Ontology annotation, molecular function: sialyltransferase activity.
UCUUUCUCCACCCCUUUCCGUCUUCCAGACACGAAGCCGUUUCGUGCUGCUAGCCUUUUGGUACACAAUGAUAGCCAUCUCCGUAUCUUUUCUCUACACUCUCCGAGACACACGGCAUCACUCCCAAGAUGACACCGGUACCAAAUCCAAACGUUCUCGCUUCUACAACUCACUCUUUCCAUUCAUCCGAAACGACGUAGCAGACUACCCUACAUUGACACAGCACCAUGUAGCAGACGACAAAGUGGUCCCUCCACACGUGGGUGCAACCGGAGGGGAAGGGCCGGUGAAAAACGAUGCAAUAGACAGUGGUAAACAAGUCCAGCAGCUGAUUCUAAGAAAUUCAGGUGGAAUAGCGGGAGAAUCGGGGAAUAUGAUUGGUGAAAUUAUGCAUGAAGAGGAACAGAGAACGUUUGAAUUAGUGGAAGAAGAAGAAGCAGAGGAAGAGGAGAUAGAGGUGCUAAAUGAUUUUCAUGAAAUAGAUAUAAAGAAUAAAAACACUGGGGACGAUCCAAGGGUACCUGUGACGUCAACAAUUGAUGUGACGUCAGUUCAUUUUGUGAAUGCUACCGUGAAACCCACCCCACCACCGGAAGUAGAAGGGUACUUCAACAUACAGACCAAUCAGAAACUGCGCAUGCGCUGUUCUCAGUGCGCCCUCGUCUCCAGUUCUGGCCACCUCACCAACACGUCUGCGGGGGCAGAGAUCGACAGCUACCCUUGCGUACUUCGGAUGAAUUCGGCACCCGUUCGGGGAUACGAAAACGACGUCGGAAAACGAACGACCAUCCGAAUCAUGGGUCAUGUCAACCUCAAAGUGCUGAAUGCGAGUAACGAGCUCCAGGACGAGAUUCUCAUCAAUGCGUCAACGAGAGCAGAAAAGAUCAUGGUACCAUGGCUAUACAACGUCAAGGUUAAUGAACAUUCCGAUAUGUAUUACAAAAGUGCACGGAACCUAUCUCGUCUCUACCCACACGUGGAGUUCUACCUACUGACUCCAGACAAAAUGAAGAUUGCUGAGAGUCUGUUUAAAACAGAAACUGGUCUGACCAGACAAGAAGCUCGGACCUGGCUAUCAACAGGGUGGAUGAGCAUGCUUUAUGCUGUAGAUGUUUGCGACAAAGUGGACAUUUUUGGACUGGUUCCAGAAAACUACUGCACGAAGAAUCCGAAUUCCUCAAUCCCUUAUCAUUACUACGAAUUAGAUGGGCUCAAAGAAUGCGAUUAUUACACCACGAGCGAAGAGCAUCUCACCUACGGUCAUAAGUUUAUUACGGAGAAAGCUGUCUUUGCCCGAUGGGCCACCAAAUUCAACAUGGAGUUCCACCUGCCCGCCUGGAACCUCACAGCCCUAGCUCGUAAUAACUCCAUCGAGACUCCUUUCCUGAAAAGAUUUUACGAGGCCAAGCGCUCUGGGACGUUGCCAAAGACCUCUAAUGGUAGCAGGGUCAUACGAAGGAUCGUCAAGCGAGUUGUCAAGAAGGUUAUAAUACGUAGGAAGGUGCCUGUGGUGCAGAAAAAGGCCAUACCGAAAACGUGACGUAUAGACAGUUCUGAUUCCGCCAAACCGUUAUGUGCUUUAUUGACGAUGUUAAAAUGCGAUGUGUUUUACGAUGCCAGUACGCACCGAAUCGUACUUAAUUCUGGUACUCAAGCGUCUGAGAAGCUCAAAUCAAAUUACGUACGGUGAACAAUAACUCUCUCUCUAAAAAGAAUGGGUGGAAUUUUUACUUGUUUUCACUACCCUUGCUAUUGACGCUAAGGAUCACUCAAAUUGGAGAGAACAUUAAACGUUCUCUCAAAUUUUACAAAAAUUUUAAGAGAACGAACAUUUCACAUCAUUAUCAAUAAAAAGGUGAUAUUCACUCACGAAUUAAUACAAACUCACCCUUAUGAUCUAGUAAAUAAUUUGUUCGCUCGAUUUGUUUUAGAGAGUGCAAACCACUUUAAAUUUUCAUUUUCAUAAAUUCUGUGAAAAAUUACGCAUUUCAAGCUUCAAGGGUCGACAUCUGGCAUGAGGUUUCAUCCGAGAUGCAACUUUUGCGAUGUGGUUAUUUCGCAAUAAUAAAAAUGAUAUUAAGGUUUCACAAAGGCGUACUUGUCUUGUGGAAAUAUACUUGCAUACGGCCCUGUCGAAAUCGUCUUUUCGUGGACGCUUUGCGGGCUAGGUGCGUGCAGUGAUUUUGCUGAAAGCGUGCUAUAAUGGUUAAUUGCGUAUGAUCCAUGUGACCUGCGUGUCAGGUAAAUGGCGAUGUACUACUAACAGGCGCUGCGAGGCAGCUGCGUCACAACUGCAUGUUACCUGUGUGCGAGUUGCCUGCGAGAGAGAUGUGAACAUACGUGAUGUGGCAGAAGUCCUCAAAGAAUGUCGAACGUCACAUCUCGGUCGCAGUCAACCCUUGAUAAACCAGCAGAUCCACGCUGCAGAAUUCACCAGCUGCUGGGAUAUUAAACAUAAUCAACACCAUUCAUUGCAAGAAAAGCACCCGUGUUAUGCAUGCAGAAUGCCCAUUUCCAGCAUGUACGUCUUUGAGCAUGUUCAAAACCUUGCUGCUGGUAAAUCGGACUUGUCUGCGCACCUGCUGGCAACUACGUGCCAGAUACGUGCUAGGUACUGUCAAAAUGCGGACGAUCUGCGUUGACCUGCGGAUAGCAAACUUUGUUCCCCGCAUGUCACAGGCAAGGCUUGCACGGAAAUAUGUGACAGGGCUUCAGAAAGAUUUUGAGAGCACUGUCUUCAUUGGAUUUACGAUGUUGAGAAACGUUAUUUGCAAAAUACAAAUGAGGACAUUUUGUUUAUAACGGGGGAAUCAACACAUCUUCCAUUGUGAGUCUUUUUGGCAACUAACACACAAGCUAUACAUUUAAGGAUAUGAAACUCCUACGCGGUAUUUUAUUCAUUGAAAAUACAAAGGCCGUGUAACAAUGCUUCAUAUUUUUAAAAUACCGUGAACUCUGUCAUGUACUUUUGAGAGACUUUUAAAGCUUGGCUGGGAAAUCCGGAAAUGGAAAAAAGAAUCAGUGACAUAAAAUCGUUUUUAACACUGAGCACUUCCCCGUCCUCCUUUUGGUUUAUUCAACACGGAAAAAACCAUACUUUAUAUCUGCCAUCGAACAAUUAUUCUUUGGCUCAAAUAGAGUCAUGGUGCUUUUGAGUUGCAUGAAUAAUUGAACGAUAUUAUGUGAAUUAUUUUCAAUCAUUCGUAUUUAGUAUUUUCAUCUUUUAUCAAAUGUGUUUUUAUCGUUUUCGUGUUAAGUAUACUCGUUGAUUUAUCCAUUAUAAAUUUCAUCUUUGGGAUCGCUUGUUUCGUCAUACGCUGCAAUAUAAACUAUGGAGGUACAGUGAUCUACCUUCAGAAACUUUUUCGCACAAAUGAGAAUGCUUCUACUAUUUAUGAUCAUAUGACCACAAGGAGGCGCUGUUUUAAUCUCUGAUUCGAUUGCAUGGCUAGGUCGCUUCUCAUUCCAAGGACAUCACUAAGAUUUAAUUCUAACGAUGUGCAUCUAAUAGAGUGUUGCAAAAAACGUGCAAUCAAUUGCAAGUUAAUUUUGUAGGUCUUAUAAUCAAUCACAAGUCGUGCAAUUUAUUGAAAAUUUACAUUUAAUAAUUGCUGGUCAGAUUCUUUUAUUUAAAAAAGUUUCAAUCGACUUGCUUUAUUACAGUAGCUAAAAUAUAUCCACCAAUAAUAAAUUAAACUGACUAAAAAUAUUUCCUUGUAACAGCCCAGUAUAUCGUUUAUUCGUAAUGAAUUUUGUUAUUCUUAUUUUUGUUUAUACUUUUCUAUUUUCCCUAUCUUUCUUCAUAUCAUCGUUUGAUUGCCGUCAAUAAAAGUGCACGGGAAAUCGUUCAUGAUAAAUUCAUCACAUGAUCCUUUCCUGUCAGAAAUAGUAGUAACAUUGUUUCCGUUGAACAAAAUCCUGGAGAAUAUAAUUUGUGUUUCUUUCCAAUAUUCCUGGGCAAAAUGACGUCAUGUGUGUUUCCAGUGUUGAAUAGGAACCGUGAUUAAAUGCGGUCACACCGGGUAACCGACUCCAAACCGCCCGAUGAUAUGCCAUUCAGAGUAACGUAAAAGCUGUGAUCGGCCUGGAGCCGGUUUCGUCUGUGUGACUAGAGUAUAUAAAAUGUGAUGCCUUGUCGGAAAUGAUCAGGGUAUGAUAGGCCAAAGGUGACGGUAUUGCUAUUUUGAUUUUAAAGCUAAAUACUUUUCAGGAUGAAAUUUAAAUUAAAUGUAAACAAUUCUUGCCUCUAGUAAUAUUUGAAAAUGAUAAUGCGCAAUAGGUGUAUGGCGAAUUAUUAGGUGAACUAAAUGAAAGUAUUCACGUGAUGACGUCUGUAGUUUUAUUAUUUUCUACUUUUCAACAUAAUCGUGAGGUUUGGUUGUAAUGCAGGUUUUUUUUUUCUUUUCUUCUACACAUUGUUUUUCUUCUUCAUUAAUUUUGUCUUUAUUCUUCCAUCUCUUUACUUUGACUUCCCCAUCACCUUUUCAUUUAUUUCUCGCAUAAUUAAAACGUAUGGAAUUUAAAUGAAAAGUGCAAUAUUUUCCUAGUAAGGUAGCAAAAAAUGACAAAACGUGACUAAGGUUAAAUGCGAGCAUGGCGAGUAUUAUUAGCCAUUAGUCAGCGAGUCAUCUUUGGAGAUGAGAUUCGAAUUAGCUGCAAUCAAGAGGCUGUAAGUGUAUACUGGCCUAUUUAGUAAAGAUAUUGCAAUAGGCGAAAAUAAUGUAGUUCCAGUAUUCCUAAGGCUAUUAUUAAAUGAAAAAAAAAUAGGCAUACGUUACAAUCAGUUUAUGUCAAACAGCUUUAGUUACUCACUUUAGAAUGCAUAUAGAUAAUGUGAUUAAAUUACUGUAUGGCGCGAUAUUACAUUGUGUAAAUUUUUGACUUAAUGAAUUUCAUGUUGUGAAAUGAUUGGAACAAUUACUGUAUCAAUAAUUGUGACAAUUCACCUGUCGAAAUUCAAAGGCAUGCCCCCGCGAUGUAUUUUUUCCCGUCAGGUAGCGAGACCACAAAUCUGUUUUCAAUACUUUCAGUUGGGCUGCAAAUCUUGGACUUGUAUUUUGUCUCAAUUUUAAACAACGUAGGCAAUUUCCAUAGACUCUGGCGUCACCAUGUACCUAGUUAGAAAGUAUGUGCCUAGAUAAUAAUCAUUAUAAUAAAGACAUACUGGAUGAAAUCAGUACUAAUACGAACAAAUAUUUAUUGAUGGAUGUCCGCCAUCUUGCCACUCCCACAAUAUUUAAGAUCUGCAAACCUCUCUUCUCGGCUCUCUCUCGCUGUCACAAUACUGUAUGUUAUAAACACUAGCACUGUUUUUUAGCUUUUAGUUUCGAUAUAGUCAGUUGAAUUUGAAUAAUUUCCUAUAGCAUGUACUUAUAUUCAUGAUCUCAUCAUUCAACUUGACGACCAAUAAUAGGCCUAAUGCUUUUAUCAUGACUAUUGCUAUUAAUGUCAUGUUGGUAAUAAUCGCACAAGGUCUCACAACCGACAUGCAUAUUGUUGAUGAUAUUGAGAAUUUUACAUUGUGUUAACGUGUCAGUUAUUUCAUCAUCGAGUUCAAUUUGACAAAAUACUUGUAAGCAUACUAUUGAUUAUUUGAGAUGAGAUUGAUUUUGGGCUUCUUGCUCGGCUCCAAGAUUUUAGUUAGCAGAAUGGUAAUAGCAACAUCUACGGCAUUGCAGGGUAUACUGGUAGAGCAGGUUUAUAACUGACUAUUCUGGAUAAAUAAAAUGUUAUUGCUAUUAAAUUAAAUCGCAGUUUCCCCAUGAUUGACCAAGAUAUCAAGAAACGACUAAAAACAAUUAACGUUGUAAAGUGGCGUAAAGAGGCAACGAAUGUCAAUGGGUUGGAGCUACAAUGUAUUCCAUCUAUUUAUUUAAAAAAAAGAUCAAAGUGAGCGAUGAAAAUAAAACUUUUUUAAUAUAUUUUUUGGAUAUCUUUCGCAUAUUAAAGUCAGCAAGAUACGAGUUGAUGGUGAUUAUAAUGUUUCAAAGUUACAAGACGGUUACCCCCCACCCCCUCCAACUAAAGAUUGGGGGUGGGGAAAUGAGGGGUCUCCACGCUUGACAAGUAUGUGACUAUGUCAGUCAUGCUAAUGCAUGUAUAUUUCUUAUUACUUUGAAGUUCUAUAACUAUUCAUCGUCGGUGACUAUCAACUGAGUCAUUAAAGGAAAUUAAAACCCAAGAAUAAGGCAAUCUUAUUGCAAAGAGUAAAAUGAGAGGAACAAUUAAAAAAAAGUUUCAUCAAAAUUGGUUAUGAAAUAAGCAAGUUAUGGACGUUUAAACAGUCUUGUUGUACUUUCUAUGGGGAUCCUAAAAUUGGCAAACGUGCUUUAAAAUGGCUGAUUUUGUGGACAACUCCCCAUUUGUUUUGUACACAAAUUUUCAGAUUUCCCCCUUUAUUUGACAUAUUUCACAUUAUCUCCUCCUGACCUUGACAUACAGUAAGUGGUGUGAAUUAUAUUUUCCCAUGACAUAUGUUGUGCUCAGAAGGAGGCAAGAUGCAAUUUGAAAGAUAAUGAGGAAAAUCUGAAAAUUUGUGUACAAAACAAAUGGAGAGUUGUCCACAAUAUCAGCCAUUUUGAAGCACGUUUGCCAAUUUGAGGUUCCCAUAGAAAGUACAACAAGACUUUUUAAAUGUCCAUAACUUGCUUAUUUCAUAACCGAUUUUGACGAAACUUUUUUUUAAACUGUUCCUCUCAUUUUACUCUUUCCAAUAAGAUUGCUUCUCUUCUUGGAAUUUGGUUUCAAUUCCAUGUUCUCAUCUGUUUAUUAUGAAGAAAUGUUUUGUAGAUUUGUUUACGUAUCAUGUGCCUUUGAGCAAACAAAAUGUAAUUCAUUAUAUGAUCACUGUGUGAGCGUGUUGAGGAUGAAUAAUGUCGAGUAUUACUAGUAUUGAUAUAAUAAAUUUACGAGAAUAGUA